GUAUCAUCUCCUGCAACUUGAACUCUCUACGCUUGAAAAUCCGUUGCGAACCGUCCGGGACUCCGGACGAGUCCAGCUCCCACCCGCCGGGCCGGACCCUACGUUGCCCUCUACAGGAGCUCGUCAGCUGGGCCGUUCACGCGUCGACCGCUGUGGUCAGACAGGAGACUGUGAUGCAAGAGAAUAUACUGUGUCCCUUUCCUCGGGAACUCCUCGAUGCCAUGGGAGUCAUCCAAGAGUGAUCCCGCAUAAAUACCAGGUGCUCAGUGAAUAUUGUCCCCGGCACGCCUGAGCCUGGUUCUGUCAUGAGAAUGCUCCUACGUUCCUUUGCCACAGUGGCAGCUACGGCGUCAGCAAGUGCGUUCGCGAGCGUAGCCGCGGGCAACACGGCCGCCUCAAGCUUCGACUGGCAGUCCAUUGAAUACGUCUAUGCGUUCGGAGACUCUUACACGUUCGUACAAGGUACUCACGGCCUCGCCAACUUCAGCUUCAUCGGGGAUUUAUUUGAUCUAUCAUUCACGCCUGGCGAGUUGCUGACGGACGAAAUCGUCUACAAGAAUACAAGCUCAGACGGCGCUAACUGGAUUGAAUACUUGACGGGAUGUUUCGCCGGAGACCCCGCCUUCUGUCCUCGAAAGCUAUGGGAUUUCGCGUUUGCCGGUGCAGACAUUGACGGAAAUAUUUUGCCCUUGCACCACAACUUCACCAUUCCACUCGUCGAUCAAGUGAAGCAAUGGGUCACUUAUGCAAAAGAUGUUGUCCCGCAUCCGGUGAAGAAUACGUUGACAGCAUGGUGGAUUGGUAUCAACGAUACAGGAGAUACUAUAUCAAACGCGACUAUCACAGACUGGACUGCUUUCUGGAAUGCCGAGAUGACAUCGUAUUUCAACGCCGUGCAAUCCGCCUACGACAAUGGUCUUCAAGGCGCACACCUGUUCAUCAAUGUGCCGCCUGGGGAACGCGCACCAGCACAUACCGACUCGGACGACCAGGACACCAUCAAGGCGCACAUCGAGCUCUACAACAGCGUCCUCGCGGACUAUGUCGCCGCAUUCGCCAAGGAGCACCCGGACACGAAUGUGCUGACCUUCGAUGCGCAUUCCUGGUUCAACGAGGUACUCGACAAUGCUGCUGUGUACGGUUUCACCAAUACCACUGGGUACUGCACCUGCUCCGAUCCGUCAUACUUCUGGUACAAUACCGGACAUCCAACCGAGCGCGUACACCGCCUCCUCGCCGCUGCAAUCGGCAGCAGUUUGAAGAAUGCGUCGGCUCGAGGGUAGCCCUCCGUAGUCUGGUUGUAUACUCACAUUUAGUCGCGGUGUUUCUUAAGUCAAUUCGAUGUCAUUGAAGUAGUAACCACUGGCAGUGCUCCCUGUUCCAUGAUAAGUGCGAGGGUGGCCCUAUCGAUAGAACUGCCCCAUGCUGUCUUGAUCAUAUACCACAACUAACUUCAAGUUGAAGUUAUG
Molecule: messenger RNA, 1469 nt
Organism: Rhodofomes roseus
Lineage: Eukaryota; Fungi; Basidiomycota; Agaricomycetes; Polyporales; Fomitopsidaceae
Exons: 10
Coding region: 306-1283 (325 amino acids)
Molecular function (GO): hydrolase activity, acting on ester bonds
Source: RefSeq, a predicted model, not a curated record